AUGCUGAGAACGGCAUUUAGGAAAAAUAUUGGCCUCAGGCUGUUUUCGAAAGAGGCAACGCCUUAUGACAAGACGAUUAAGAAUUUGCUUUUGACCAAAGAUACCAAGGUGAUUAUCCAGGGUUUCACCGGGAAACAAGCGACAUUCCACGCCAAGUUAUCUCAGGAAUACGGCACUAACAUCGUGGGUGGGACUAAUCCAAAGAAAGCGGGCCAAGUACAUCUUGGUCAGCCAGUUUUCGCAACGGUGGCCGAAGCUGUCAAGGAGACGGGCGCUACUGCGACGGGUAUAUUCGUGCCACCCCCAAUUGCAGCCAAAGCGAUCCGUGAGGCCAUUGAGUCGGAAAUUCCUCUUGCGGUGUGUAUCACAGAAGGUAUUCCCCAGCACGAUCUGCUCUACAUCGCAGAGAUGCUCAAGACACAGGACAAGACACGUUUUGUGGGGCCCAACUGCCCUGGUAUUCUGUCGCCAAGCGCGCGCGUGCGGAUCGGCAUUCAACCCUCCAAGAUUUUCAAGCCAGGAAAGAUCGGUAUCGUGUCCAAGUCUGGUACGUUAACAUACGAGGCCGUGCAGCAGACUACCUUGACGGGGUUGGGCCAGUCAUUGGUGCUAGGUAUCGGUGGUGACGCGUUUCCUGGUACCGAUUUUAUCGAUGCACUCAAAUUCUUCAUGAAUGAUGAAACCACGGAAGGUAUUGUCAUCCUGGGUGAAAUUGGUGGUGUCGCGGAGAUCGAAGCUGCCGAAUUCCUCAAGCAAUACAACUUAACCCGUGAGAAGCCCAUGCCAGUAGCCUCCUUCAUUGCGGGAACAGUCGCAGGUCAAAUGAAGGGUGUCAGAAUGGGUCACUCCGGUGCAAUUGUAGAGGGUUCCGGCACCGACGCUGAGUCCAAGAAGACUGCUCUAAGGGCAGCUGGCGUCGCCGUCGUCGAAUCUCCUGGUCACCUAGGCGCAGCUCUGUUGAAGCAAUUUGCUCAAUUGUGA
This is a messenger RNA of Lachancea fermentati, 981 nucleotides long. Lineage: Eukaryota; Fungi; Ascomycota; Saccharomycetes; Saccharomycetales; Saccharomycetaceae. The record is from the annotation of a GenBank genome assembly.